AUGGCGAAGAAGCGCGGCCUCGACCACCUCGGAACCGGCCAAUCCGUUCGUCGCCUGGAGCGCAUUGCGAGUGGCGACGCGCCAGAAGAGUGGCCUGGGACCAUGAUUCCGAACGACGAACCGCCACCGCCGUCUCCCGAAAGGUUCAGUCGACGCGAGGAGAGAGCACUUCGAACGCAAGAGUGGAGACAGCCGUCGCCCGAGCGCAAGCCCCUUCCACAACUGGUGGCGCCAGAACCGAAGGAGCCGAAGGGCGAGUUGGUGAUUCCGAGCGUCAUGAACGCGGACGAUGUAGUAGGCAUACCCCGGCGCAAGCGGUUACUGCGGGACACAAUCCCCAGCAACAAUCCACUACCAUCCUCCCGACUAACUCGUGGGCUGUGGGCCGACGUCCAACGGCACCUCAUACAGGCGUACGAAUACCUGUGCCACGUUGGUGAAGCCAAGGAGUGGAUUGAGGGCUGCUUGGGAGGGGAGCUUCCUUUCGGCGUGGUGGAGUUGGAGGAGCAGCUUCGCAACGGCGUCAUCCUCGCGAAGCUCGUCAGGGUCUUCCAGGGCGAAGCAUCUGUGCGCAGGAUCUACGAUGCGCCCAAGCUGGACUUCAGGCACUCUGACAACAUCAACCACUUCUUCGUUUUCGUCCGCUAUGUCGGACUACCCGAGGGUUUCAUUUUUGAGUUAACGGAUCUGUACGAGAAGAAGAACCUGCCUAAAGUCAUCUACUGUAUACAUGCUCUGAGUCACUUGCUCGCUCGUCGCGGUCUUGCACGGCGAAUCGGGAAUCUCGUUGGUCACUUGCAGUUUUCAGACGAUCAGCUGCAGAAGACGCAGAGAGGGCUGAAAGAAGCCGGUGUACCCAUGCCUAACUUCGGGAAUAUCGGGCGGGAGCUAGCCAAAGAGAUCAACGAGGAGCCUGAGGAGGAGCCGGAAACAGAGGAUGAAAGACGCGAUCGGCUAUUGUUGGAAUGCGAAGACUCUAUCGCCGAGCUGCAGGCAACUGCUCGAGCUUUCCUGGUCCGGAAAGCGCAGGCCACUCAGCGAGCUCGUAUCCGCAUGGCCGAACGCUACGUUCCGAAAAUCCAAGCCAUCGCUCGCGCCGCCCUCGUCCGAAAGCAAUUGAAGCAAGACAGGAAGCAAGUUGCCGACCUCGGACCGUGGGCGACCGCCCUCCAGGCCCGCGCCCGUGGUAUCCUCGUGCGUAGACAGUGGAAGCAACACCUCCGCCUGAUCCGCUCCUCCAUCCCGUUUGUCGUGAAGGUGCAGGCCCAGUCCCGCGGCGUCCUUCAGCGGCGUAAGUUCCAGAAGCUGAAGGCCGCUAUCCGGAGCUGCAAGAUGUCCGUGGUGAAGCUGCAGUCGAUGGCGCGAGCUCGCAUUGCGCAGCGUAGCCACAAGGAGAUUUCGAAGGAGUUCGCGCGGCCUGUGGUCAUGGGCAACAUCGUCGCCCUGCAGGCUCACAUGCGUGGUGCCCUCGAGCGCGCGCACAUCGCUCGUCAGCGCGCGGCUCUUGCGCGUGCAGCGUCCGGGGUAGUCGGAUUGCAGGCACAAGUCCGAGGCGUGUUGAUUCGCCGGCGAGUCCGGACGCAGCUUGCGAAGCUGGAAGACGUGACGGACGUGGUCGUGCGCAUCCAGGCCGCGGUCAGGACCUAUCUGGCGCGGAAGCGGCUUCUGAACCUCAUUCGCAGUCUGCGCAAGGCUACCCCGGCGCUUGUGGGUCUUCAGGCCAUUGCUCGUGCCAAGCUUGCCCGUCAACAACACAAGGAGAUGCACCACGCGCUCUCAGAGGUAAAGGUUGUCAUGGCGGUUGGCGGCUUCCAAGCACGGGCUCGCGCUGCUCUAGCGCGGUCUCGCCAUCAGGAACAGGUGAAGAAGCUCGAGUUCGUGGAGCCUGACGUCGUUGGCUUCCAAGCGACUGCCCGCGGCUACCUCGUCCGUCUCGAGUGGCUCGCGUGGCGGGACUACAUCCGGAGCAGCCACCCGCAGGCGACGAUACUGCAGGCACUGCUGCGUGGUGUGCUCCAGCGGCGACGGUUCCGCGAGAAGAUGGCGUACUACCGCUCAAACCUGGACAAGAUCGUGCAGAUCCAGUCGCUCUUCCGCGCGAAGGAGACGCGCGAGCAGUACCGGCAGCUCACGCUGGGCACGAACGUGACCGUCGGCACGAUCAAGAACUUCGUCCAUCUGUUGGACGACUCGGAGGCGGACUUCCAGGAGGAGAUCAAGGUCGAGCGCCUGCGCCAGGAGGUCGUGAAGCGCAUCCGCGAUAACCAGGGCCUGGAGCACGACGUGAGCGAGUUGGAUGUCAAGAUUGCGCUCGUCGUGCAGAACGUGAAGAACUUCGAGGAGCUUGUGAAGGCGAAGCGUCGGCUGGGCACUGAUAGCGCUGCGAUACACGCUGCUAGGGCGUCGGUGCUCGCUGCGCAUGGAGACCCUUUCGCUAGUCCCAGUACGCUGGAUCGCACGGCGAAGCGCAAGCUCGAGCUCUACCAGCAGCUGUUCUACGUCCUCCAGACGGACGGCAAGUACCUCACGCGAUUGUUCGCCAAGUUGUCUUCGAUGGACAGCUGGGAGAAGAACCGCAAACUGCUCGAACGUGUUGUCCUCACGCUGUUUGGCUACGGUCAAGCGCCUCGAGAGGAGUAUCUUCUGCUCAAGUUCUUCCAGACCGCUGUGCAUGAUGAAGUAGCGGCGGCCAACUCCGUCGAGGACAUCAUCCGCUCUCACCCUUCUUUCAUCAAUGUCGCAGUGCACUACUUGAGACCCAAGCAGACCCCCUUCAUCCGCGAGACCCUGCAAGGUGUCGUCCGUGAGGUCAUCAAUGCUGACGACCUUGACUUGGAGACCGAUCCCUGCGUUAUCUACCGUGUCAGGACCGACGUCGAAGAGAUGAGGUCCGGCGCAGCAAGCAACAGGACGAAAGACAUCGCGUUCCAUCAAGCCCUCCAUGAUCCAGACACACGAGCGGAGUACAUUCGACACUUGCAAGUUCUGCAGUGGUGGACGGAAGAGUUCGUCAGGGCAAUCACGACCUCCUUGUCGCGAAUGCCGUAUGGGAUGCGGUACAUGGCUCGGGAAACGCUCAAUGCGUUACUGCAGAACAAGUUCCCCGAUACUCCUCCCGAAGCAUGCGCUGCGUGUGUAGCAAGGCUGGUGUACUAUCGGUAUAUCAACCCCGCCAUCAUCACACCAGAGACGUUCGAUAUUGUGUCAACAACAGUCGACAUUGCUUCACGCAAGAACCUGGCGCAGAUAUCGAAGAUGUUGGCCCAGAUCACAAGCGGCGCCGAGUUUGGCGACGAGAGCCCUGCGUAUAUACCCGUCAACGACUAUGUUCGGAAGAGCAUCGCUCAGAUUACUGCUUGGCUUCUGCAAGUCGCUGACGUCUCCGAUGCCGAGACCGAGUUCCACGCACAUGAGUUCCUUGAUGCCACCAUUCAGCCGAGACCCAUCUGGAUUUCGCCGAACGAGGUAUACUCGAUGCACACAUUGUUGUCACAACAGUUAGACCACCUGGCACCGGCUCGUGACGACACCCUCCGCGUCAUCCUAACGGAGCUCGAUGGGGUGCCCAACGUAGGCAAUGAUGAGCUCAACGAGGCGCGGGACACAGCGCUCGAACUGCAGCUGUCAAACCGAUUCGCCCGCGUGAAGGAUCCGGGAGCAGAUGAGAAAGCGCUGUGGGUUCAAGCGAAGAGAGCCGUGCUUGCGAUCCUCCGUGUGCAGCCUGCAAAGGACCUCGUCGAGUCCUUGAUGCAACCAGUCACGGAUGAGCAUGAGCUAGUAUGGGAAGGCAUCCUCGAAGAGAUGGAACGGGACCAACUUCGCCACCAGCGGCGCAUGCCCUCCACUACCGGCGCCGAUUCCGCAUACCGGCUAGAGGAUAUUCGAUCCAUGACCUUCCGCGAAGUCAAAGCGCACGCAAUCUUCUUCCUCCUCGAGCUUGAGAAGCAGGGGAAGAUCACUCGCAUGGACGGAUACCAAGGCAUCCUGAACGCCAUUGCUGGUGAUGUUCGGAGCAAGAACCGACGCAGAGUUCAGCGUUUGCAUGAGAAGGAGAGCUUAGAGGAGUCGCUGAAGCACUUAGCGGAGCGCAAGAAGUACUUCGAGGAGCAGAUCCGCCAGUACCACGACUAUGUGGAGACCGCCAUGAACACCAUGCAGCGUGGGAAAGGGAAACGUCGUUUGCUCCCGUUCACGCCGCAAUACUUCCACAUGCGCGAGCUGCAGAAGGCGGGCAAGAUGCCGCAGUUCGGGUCGUACAAGUACACCGCUCAGCGUUUCUACGACAAGGGCAUCCUGCUCUCUAUCGAGAACUACUCACCUCGACAAUUCGACAAGCUGGACAUUGUGAUGUCCUCGAACGCCGUCGGUAUCUUCACCAUCGAGAUCUUUAACCAUACGCUGGGCAUCACGAACCGGAUGGCCACUUGCGACGUGAAGAUGGAGGAACUCUUGCAGGCACAGUUCGAAGACCGCGCUUCUUUCUCAAUGUUCAACGGACUCGCGAAGUUCAACCUCAACUUGCUGUUGUGGCAAAUUAACAAGAAGUAA
Molecule: messenger RNA, 4548 nt
Organism: Trametes versicolor FP-101664 SS1
Lineage: Eukaryota; Fungi; Basidiomycota; Agaricomycetes; Polyporales; Polyporaceae
Exons: 15
Coding region: 1-4548 (1515 amino acids)
Biological process (GO): regulation of actin cytoskeleton organization; regulation of GTPase activity; mitotic actomyosin contractile ring assembly actin filament organization
Cellular component (GO): mitotic actomyosin contractile ring; cytoplasm
Molecular function (GO): actin filament binding; calmodulin binding; GTPase activator activity
Source: RefSeq, a predicted model, not a curated record